Messenger RNA from Chilo suppressalis (striped riceborer), 4414 nucleotides. The record is from the annotation of a GenBank genome assembly. NCBI's taxonomy places the organism in Eukaryota, Metazoa, Arthropoda, Insecta, Lepidoptera, Crambidae.
AAAACUGUCAAAACUAUUUACAAAAAAAUAAAAUGGCUAUCGGAGUAGAUACUUCAAAAUGGAAACCUAGAAAAAUAAAAGGAACUCCUGCUGCGAAAUUUAGGAAUGCCAUUGGUCUUGGUAUUAUAAGUUUUGGAAUCAUAAGCGGCCUAAUAUUUCAUUAUUCGAGUGUCACGGAAAACUUAAGAAAAGCCACUGAGGUUUUGUAUGAAGAUCCUAUAGAAGAAGUCGAAAGGAAGCUUAUGAUAGCCAGUGGAUUGCCUAACAGGACAGGAGAAACUAUACGCCGUUAUGAAAAAGAAAUGUCCAGGGUCGACAGACCAGACGCUUAAACAAAGUGAUGAAUGUAAAUAUUGCAAAAUUAGCUAGUAGGUAUGUAUUAAAUGUGUUUUUUCGAUUUUAAUUGAAUAAAUAUUUAUUCAUAAUUUACAUACUUUGUUUUAAUUGUUACCAGCGAAAAUUCAAGUCCAUGUAAAGUUGAAAGCAAAUAUUUCGCAAGCAAUCGUGUUAUGGAUGAGAGUUUAUCAGAUUUCAGAGAAAAGAAAUCAGCAGUUGCGGGACCGAAGUCUUGUGUAAAUCCACCAGUAAACAGAAAUAAAGCUAAAAGAAGUUCUAAAAGAAUAAAAGGACAAAAAGAUAUACGGGCUGCCCUUAAAAGUAAUAGCGAUAAUGAUUUGUUGAAAUAUACCCAAGAAUUUGAUAAAGUAUGCAAAAAGUCAGGACUAGAUGUAGAUACAGAACAACUCUUGUUGGCUGUUGCGCUAUCAAAAUCACUUCAAAAAACUGAUCACGGUGAGCCUACCUCUAUACAGAAUUCAUCUUCUCAGAGAACAGGUAAAAUUAGAACUACUUUACAAGAGUAUGGAUUCACAGUACCAGAAAUAAAAAUAAACAAAAAAUCGCAAAAAACUAGGAAGAACUAUAAAUUACUACUCUGUACUGCUGCUGAGAAGCAACAAAUUAUUGCUGAUAAAUAUACACAAGUACUUCUUAAUGUGAUUGAGUUUAAACAGAGUGACCAUAGUCAGUCUGACUAUUCCGACAAGAAGUUGUAUUUUAAAGCAACUAAUAUUCCUUACAAAGAAAUUAAAAAUAAUGAUGCUUUUUAUGUUGGAAACUUACUAGAAAAAUCUUCAAGUACUGGAAAUUUGCUAAGGAACUGGUCUGAUAUACCGGGUAGACCAGUCAGCCCUACCUACAGUAGAAAUAUGAAUAUGGAUUUCAGUGCAAUAGAAUGUUCACAAGAUGAACUUGAUAUAGUUCUUAGUGGCACAUUGAAAUCUACUAAAAAUGUUAUUAAUAAAAAAGUGAUACCACUUUCUACUGAUCACCCAAUGAUCACUGCUAAUGAAAUUACUAAACGUAAAAUGCUUCCUGAUACAAUUGAAGAUCAAAGUAUUUGUGAUAAUGAUGGCAGAUGUGAAGAGAAUACCAAAAAUAAAACUGAAACACAAAACCAAAAGUGCUCUUUAAGUAUACCUUCAGGUAACUCUGUCUCAAGCACAAUAAGUAACAUCACUAGAAGUUGUUCUCCUGAUAUGUUUGAUGAUGAAGCAACUAGUAUUCUAGUUGAUACAGAAGAAAAUAAAAAUUUUGUGUAUAUAGAAUUAAUUGAUACCAUUAUUGAAGAGAAAAGCAAACCUGUUUACUUUAUGGACUUGACUCAAAGCACUGAUGAUAAAUUAAGCAAAAGUUUAAAGAAUUCUCAGAAUAUUACUAGAAAAAACUCUAAUGAUCUAAUGGAAAUUACUGAAUGUGUUGCAUUUUCUGCUAUACCUAAAGCUGAAGUCAUAAAUCAGUCUUUACGAGAAGAAAAUUUAAAAGUAUUAAAUGAUGAUAAAAAUUCAAUUAAUCUUUCAAAGCCUUUUCAAAGUGAUAAAACUAGGAGGAUAUCUAAUGAUUUUAUGGAAAUAACUGAAUGUAUUGUCACAAAGUCAGAUAUAAAGUCACUUAAAACAAGAGUUGAUCUUACUCAAAAUUCUAAUGGUUAUCACCGUGAAACAGAAAUGACUAGCAAACAUUCAAAUAACUGUUUAAAUAAAUCUCAAGCAAUCACUGCAAUAGUUAAACUACCUACUUUUGAAGAAAAUGGAGGCAAUGAUGUGUCAUUAGAUGAUACUAUAAUAUUAAAUGAUGACGAAAUUGACAGUGCAUUGAAACCUUCAGAAACUGUAGGCCAACAGCCUUCAAAUAAAGAAAAUCUAGAUGAUCAGUUAUCACAUAAAGUAUGUGAAGAUUACAUAAAUGACUACAGUAUAAAAACAAGUCAAAGCUUCUUUGAUGAAUUUGAAGUAAAUCAUUCAGAUGACAUGAGUGAACAUAUAACGUCUGUAGAAUCAAAGUCCCCCAGUAAAGAUGACUGUGAAAUAGAUUUAACACAAAGUUCUGAUUCAGCUACGGAAAUACUGUCUACAAAAGAAUCUGCAUCAAAUAAAUUGGACAUGAGUAGUUUGGGAAAAAGGGAUGAAGUCUCAGUUGAUUAUGAUUACUUAUAUGAUGAUAUUGUACAGUAUAGUAAAAAUAAUACUCAAAAUACUAGUGAUUUAUCUCAAAAGUCAAAAGCAAUGACAAAUGAAAGGACUAACAAUAGUGAAGUAUCAUCUCAAAACUCGAAUCAGGAUUCUGUAGUAUUUGAAUUAUGUGAUCAGGAAUUAAAUUAUUCAGUAAAUAAAUCCAAAAGUUAUAUUCCUUGGGAAAAUUUUGGAGGCUUAUCGGUUAUGGGUGAUUUACCUAAAUUAGAAAGUUCUAAAUAUUUAGAAGGUACAAAAGAACAAGAAUAUAAUUUUCCUAUGGAAAAUUCUAUGACAGAGAGUUUUUUGCCUGAUAUUGAAGUCAAAGGAACUAAUAAACCUAACCUUAAACCAGUGUCAAAUAUGACACCUGAAAAUAAUUUAAACAAAGCAAAAUCUGUUUCUGUAAUAACACCAAUGUGUUCCAAUUAUAUUGUCAAAACUGAUAAUGUCACUCCAAUGUUAGACUAUGCAUCAAUGUCAACCCCUCAGAGAAAUAGUGAACUAGAAAAAUAUGGACUAAAACCAUUCAAAAGAAAAAGAGCUGUUCAACUAUUAACACAUUUAUAUAACCAGACACAUCCACUUGUUCAGUCUUCUACAGAAGAUGCUUUGUCGCCUUCUAAAAAGCGAAAACGCUGUGAUCCAUAUCCCAAGAACAGUGUAAAGCCACCAAAAGAAAAUAUAAUUUCGACUGAUAAGGAAAAUAAUCUGUAUGAAGUGACAAACGAAGUUCCAGAUAUAAAAGACAUAAAAUGCUUAGAAGAGGAUUGGGUUUUUCAAAAACGAGAAAAGUCGAAGAUAUCUUCAUGUCGUGUCCCACUGCAUAUAGCGUUCCAUAACUACGUUUCUUGCCGGAGUUUAUUAAGAGAAGCCAUUCUGCGGUACGAACCGGUCAACAUAGACGAAAUACAUAAAGGACUAGUGUCUACGGGCUACAGAUAUGACCCUAAGGACCUAUUACGUUUCAUGGACAAAAAAUGUAUAACAGUGAAGACUGUCGACAAUGCGGCUAGAAAUACCAAGAGAUUAAAUAAUUAAACCCAAUCAUGAAAUGAAUAUUAUUAAAAAUUAUUAUGUUAAUAAACACUACAAAUUUUAUACAUCUACGAAAACAUGGUCUAACUGGGGGUUAUGUGGAUAUGUAAUUGUUAGUUCGUUUCUAAACUAGCAAUAAAUUAAUAUUAGAAUAACCUGAUUUUUUUCAUUUAUUCUUUUCUACAUUUUUUUAUUAUAUUUUCUAUUUUAUGGCUUCUGCCGCCCUUCCGUUUAAAAGGAGGGCAAUCCCAUCCACAGCCUAUCUUAGUCCACUGCUGGCCGGCCUCUCCAAUUGCACGUCACUGAUAUCGAUCUUGGGCUACUCGCAUCCAGCUCCUGCCACCCUUGCGCAAAUAGUCACUCCACCGUGCCUGAGGACGUCUUAUACUACGUUUGCCUAGACGCGGUCCCACUGCAGAACUCGUCUACCCCAACGGUUAUCGGUUCUGCGGCAAAUAUGGCCAGCCCACUGCCAUUUCAACUUCCUAACCGGGUGGGCUAUGUCCAUAACUCUGGUUCUCUGUUGGAUCACCUCAUUUCUGAAGCGAUACUUCAGAGAAACGCCGAGCAUAACCCUUUCCAUAGCGCGCUGAGCGGCUUUGAACUUCUGGACCAGCCGUACCGUCAGUGUCCACGUUUCGGCUCCGUAUGUCAUCACAGGUGGGACGAACUGAUUGAAGACUCGUCUUUAGGCACUGUGGGAUCGACGAUGGCAGGACUCGAUGUAGCUUCCCAAACGCUGUCCAACCCAGCUUAAUUCUACUAUUCACCUCGUCCUCCAAGUAGUUUCUGCCUAAUUGCAACUUCUACCCGAGGUACACAUAUUUUUAAACAACCUCGAGAGCGGCACCGUGUAUUGCAAUCGG